GUGCUACUAAAGAGCCAAUUUUUUAAGAGAGACAAUAUCAUGGCCUCCAACAAGAAGCUCAACUCUUCCUUGGGCUUCAUUCCGUUGUUGCUUUCAUUUCUCCUGCAAUGCCAUUCUGGCAAAAGUGAACUCCAGUUAAACUACUACGCAAACAGUUGCCCAAACGCCGAAGAGAUCAUCAAGCAACAAGUCAUCAAUCUAUACCAUAAACAUGGAAACACAGCCGUCUCUUGGAUUAGAAAUCUCUUCCAUGAUUGCAUGGUUAAGUCAUGCGAUGCGUCUCUUUUGUUGGAGAGCUUGAACGGAAUCGAAUCGGAGAAGACGGUUGAGAGGAGUUUCGGGAUGAGAAACUUCAAGUACGUCAACACAAUCAAGGCGGCCGUGGAGAAGGAAUGCCCUCUCACGGUUUCUUGCGCUGAUGUUGUGGCUCUUUCUGCUAGAGAUGGCAUUGUCAUGUUGGGAGGGCCACGUAUUGAGAUGAAAACGGGAAGAAAGGACAGUAGAGAAAGCUAUGCAAGUGUGGUGGAUGACUUCAUUCCUAAUCACAAUGAUUCAAUCUCUCUGGUGCUUUCCCAGUUUCAAUCCAUUGGUAUUGACACUGAAGGAACGGUUGCUCUAUUAGGAGCUCACUCUGUGGGCCGAGUCCACUGCAAGAAUCUGGUCCAAAGGCUCUACCCGACAGUGGACCCCACUCUGGACCCAGACUACGCAACGUACCUAAAGGGCCGGUGCCCAAGCCCAAAUCCAGACCCAAAUGCAGUUCUUUACUCUAGAAACGACAGGGAAACUCCAAUGAUACUCGACAAUGUCUACUACACAAACGUGCUCAAACACAAAGGCCUACUCAUCGUCGACCAGCAGUUGACCUCUGACACUUCGACUCUACCGUUCGUCGAAAAAAUGGCUGCCGAUAACGACUACUUCCACGAGCAGUUUUCCCGCGCCGUCCUCUUGAUGUCGGAGAACAAUCCCCUCACCGACGACCAAGGUGAAGUGAGAAAGGAUUGCAGAUUCGUUAAUUAGUAACGUCUUUCAAAUCUACCAAAAUAAAGAUUUUAAGACUUUGAUAAUCGAUGUGAAAAAAUGAUCACUAGUCCGCUACCAUAAUUUAACAUAAAAUAGAUCUUAUAUGUAUACAAGAUAUGCGUGACAUAUUAUGUGUAUAUAUUAUAGUGCCAAGACACUAUAAUGCUCAAACAUCUCUUCUCAUUUUCUUAUGCUGUGUGCCGCAGAAUUAUGUAAAAAUAAGAAAGAAAAUAU
This is a messenger RNA of Morus notabilis, 1260 nucleotides long. Its product is annotated as peroxidase 21. The coding region runs from base 40 to 1023 and encodes 327 amino acids. NCBI's taxonomy places the organism in Eukaryota, Viridiplantae, Streptophyta, Magnoliopsida, Rosales, Moraceae. Gene Ontology annotation, molecular function: peroxidase activity; heme binding. Gene Ontology annotation, biological process: hydrogen peroxide catabolic process; response to oxidative stress. The transcript is spliced from 5 exons. The record is from RefSeq and is a predicted model, not a curated record.